Messenger RNA from Phyllopteryx taeniolatus (common seadragon), 6569 nucleotides. RefSeq lists its product as uncharacterized. The record is from RefSeq and is a predicted model, not a curated record. The transcript has 2 exons. The coding region runs from base 2159 to 2947 and encodes 262 amino acids. NCBI's taxonomy places the organism in Eukaryota, Metazoa, Chordata, Actinopteri, Syngnathiformes, Syngnathidae.
AACUAUUAUUAUUAAAUUAUCUACUGAAAACAAGACCACUAAACAUAAUCUGCAAAAUUGUAUGUUCUGGUGCAAUAAUACGUCACAGCUAAGGUGAUGGCAGUUGUGUGUGUGUGUGCGUGUGUGUGUGCAUGCGUGUGUGGGUGUGUUCGAGUAUGCAUGUACGUACCAGUGUUCACUGCACACGAUGACUCAGCUGAAUUUCCACUGAGGUAAGCUGUCACUCUCUAAUGAACAGUAAACUCACAGAAGCACACACAUGCGCAAAUGCGUACAGUCAAUCAAGUGUGCACGAGAGUAUCUUGCAGCUAAGGCCACGCAGAUAUUCAAUUAUCUGUGCAUCAAUAAAGUACAGCAGAGGUCAUCUCUCCGGCUCUCUGUUAUGAUCUGCCGGAGCUACGCACACUUGAACAUACACACUUAUGCGCACACACCUUUCAGUUUGGCCUUGUCCUUGUACAAACAGCCCUUCUAUAGUGAGAGGCUCCAAUGGAGUGGAUCAAGUCCAGCAAAGACACCCUCACACGCUUCCUCCCUCCCUUUCUCUAAAUCCUCCCUCCUGUGUGACCGCAGGGCCUUUCUUCCUUCCUUCCUUCCUUCCUUCCUUCCUCCUGACACAGAGGCCUUGCCGAGUCGCAGGGGAGUCAGCAUGGCCGGAUGUGCCUCAAUCAGACAGACGGACUGACAACAAGCAGACACGCAGACAUGAGGAUACAGCUACUGUGGACUUUGGACUGGGAUUUCUUCCCAUCCAGAGCUCCGAAGAGGAUGACAUCACUUCUGUUUUGGUUCGGACAACGGGAAGGUAGAGGAAGAUGGACGCAGAGCUGCGGGCUGUGUGGUUGAGAGCACGAAGAAGUAUGCGGACACGAGAGGACGCAUGAGUGGUGAUCAGCGAAGAGGCCAGAGAUGACCUUGGGAAGUUUUGUUUUUCUUUUUUUCCUCAAUGCUUUCCUCUCCCCCUCUCUCCUGCUACUCCUGAAUUGAUGGAGCAAUGAAGACUAACUACAUUCAAAAUAUUACACAAUUAGGGCCACAGGAAUUCUUCUAAAUCAGUCAGCGUUAGAUGCUUGGGCUGGUUGGAAUUGCAGGUACACGAUCUGGAAAAAAAGGUGCGAGGACAGAUUACCCCUAAAGGAAGUGAAAAUAUGGAGUUUACAGCUAUAACAGAUUUCCGACAAGAUUUUUGAAUGUGUCUGUUGGACGCGGUCACAAUCGCUGUUCUAUAUUAAUCCCAAAUACCUUUGAUUGGGUCGAUGUCUCCGCUUUCCAAGUUCUUCCACACAAAUAAUCAUCCAACCGUGCCUUUGUGGACCUUGCUUUUUGCACUGAGAACAGAAACGGGCCUUUCACAAACUGGGCCCACAAAAUUGGAAGCAUAGAUGCAUUCUUGAUGAGUGCCUUUGAUUCAAGGGACCUAAUACUUCAAGACGAACAGAUUUACUAAUUCAUUGAACAAGAGCUGUGUCAGUAGACUUUUGUUAAGAUACAUCCAUGGAUUUUCUAUCGCGCUUGUCCUACCUGAUGAUUUAAGUGAGUUGGAGCCUAUCCAGGUUGUCUUCCGGAAAAAGGCGGACUUUACCUACUGGACUGGUCGACAGUCUAUCGCAGGGCACAUGACAACAAACACCUCUUAGCAAUUCCAAUUCCAUUCUGAGACUUUCAUUUUCCAUGCUUUGCAAACUUUCAAAUUUGAGAAAUGUUUGAACAUUUCGUAAACUCUUUGGCCAAUAAAUCCGAUUUUUUUGUAUUUGUUUUACCUCAAUUUUACAUACAUACAUUUUCCGAACCACAUAUCCUGUGGCGCCUAUCUCAGAUGACUUCGGGCAAAAGACAGGGUACACCCUGAACUGGUCGCCAACCAAUCACAGGGCACAUAUAGACAGAGAACCAUUCACACUCACAUUCACACCUACGGACAAUUUAGAUUCUUCAAGUAACCUCGCAUGCAUGUUUUUAGAAUGUUGGGGAAAAGCCAGAGUUCCAGGAGAAAACCCACGCUAGCUGGGGGAGAAUACACCAACUCCACACGGGAGGGCAUGAGCUCAGACUUGAACCAAGGUCUGGCUGGAACCGCGUCACGGAGAGUAACCAAUUUUGAACAACAAAGUAACAGGCCAGAAGACUUAAAGACUGUUUUGCCACCACAGACUGGACCAUGUUCAAACAGGCUGCCACCUACAACUCCAUCACAAACCUUCAGGAGUACACAAAGACUGUUACUGCCUACAUCAGCAAGUCCAUCACUGUCUGCCAAUCAGAAGCCGUGGCCGGGGGAGGUCUACAGACUACUGAAGGUCCGCGAGCGGCUUAUAGUUCUGGGGAUGAGGAGGGCCUGAGGACAGCCAGGGCCAAUCUGUCAUGUGGCAUCAGGGAGGCCAAGAGGGAGUACUCCAGGAAGAUCGCCCACCGCUUCAGCAGUGACACCAGGAGUCUGUGGCGAGGUAUUCAGACCAUUAUGGACUAUAAACCCUCACGACAGAACUGCGAAAGCUCCACCUCCCUGCUAAAUGAGCUGCAUGACUUCUUUGCUCGCUUUGAGGCACACAAAAGCACCCCUGCACACAAGACUCCACCCCCUCCUGUUGACCAAGUGCUCACACUGACCCGGGACAGUGUGAAAAGAUCUCUCGAUUGGAUCAACACACAAAAAGCCCCGGGUCCAGACAACAUACCUGGUCGUGGACUGUGGGACUGUGCAGCUGAACUCACAGAUGUCUUCACGGACAUCUUCAACACCUCCUUGAGUCAGGGUGUUGUCCCCAUGUGCUUCAAAGCCACCACCAUCAUCCCGGUCCCGAAGAAGUCGUCUCCCUCCUGCCUCGAUGACUACCGUCCGGUAGCGCUCACUCCCAUCCUGAUGAAGUGCUUCGCGCGGCUAGUCCUCCCUCCCCUCCUCCUUGGACCCCUUCCAGUUUGCAUAUCGGUCCAACCAGUCAACCGAUGACACCGUCUCCACCGCCCUCCACUCUGCCCUCACACACCUGGACUCUAAGGACUCAUAUGUCAGAAUGCUGUUCAUAGACUUCAGCUCAGCAUUCAAUACCAUCCAUCCAUUUUCUGAGCCGCUUCUCCUCACUAGGGUCGCGGGCGUGCUGGAGCCUAUCCCAGAUGUCAUCGGGCAGGAGGCGGGGUACACCCUGAACUGGUUGCCAGCCAAUCGCAGGGCACAUAGAAACAAACAACCAUCCACACUCACAUUCACACCUACGGGCAAUUUACAGUCUCCAAUUAAUGCAUGUUUUUGGGAUGUGGGAGGAAACCGGAGUGCCUGGAGAAAACCCACGCAGGCACGAGGAGAACAUGCAAACUCCACACAGGCGGGGCCAGGAAUUGAACUCGGGUCCUCAGAACUGUGAGGCUGACGCUCUAACCAGUAAUCCACCGUGCUGCCAUUCAAUACCAUCAUCCCUAAACAACUGAUCUACAAACUGGACCAGCUGGGGCUCAACACUUCGAUGUGCAACUGGCUGCUGGACUUUCUGACAGGGAGACCGCAGGCAGUACGGGUACAGCAACACAUGCAGCACCAUCACUCUGAACACGGGGCCCCUCAAGGUUGUGUGUUGAGCCCCCUCCUCUUCACCCUGCUGACCUAUGACUGCACACCGACAGCUCCAACCUCUUCAUCAAGUUUGCAGACGACACAACUGUGGUGGGUCUCAUCAGCAAUGGGGACGAGACAGACUACAGGAGUGAGAUGAGCCGCCUGGCCAGUUGGUGCAUGGACAACAAUCUUGAAUGUGGAAAAAAACAAUGAGAUUGUUGUGGACUCCAGGAGAGCGCAUCCUGCCGCAAAACUCUCCAUCGCGUAGUGGGGGCAGCUGAAAAGAUCAUCGGAACCUCUCUUCCGUCCCUACAGCACCCGCCUCACCAGCAAAGCCCUCCGCAUAGCAGGGGAUGGCACCCAUCCGUCACAAAGCUUCUUCAGUCUGCUGCCACCAGGCAGAAGACUGUUCAGUUUGCGGGCCAGGACUAGUCGACUAGAAGACAGUUCUGUCAGGAAUCUGAACACCUGAACUCUGAACUCUGACACCCCGCAAACAUGUAGAUCCACACACACUCACACACACACAAUACACACACACGCACACACUGACACCAGACUCGGGGUCCCACUAGGCACCUUAGCAGCAUUGGGGUUUCGUCAUCUAAUUUAUAAAUGUCUCAUUUGCCUUAGUUCUCUGACCUUGACUCUGACCUUUGAUAUUUGCACAUACAAGUAAUACUUCUUAUACUGUCUAUAGUUUAUUUAGCUUUUAUAUUGACGUUCUGCGAUUGGCUGGCGACCAGUUCAGGGUGUACCCCGCCUCUCGCCCGACAAUAGCUGGGAUGGGCUCCAGCACGCCCGCCACCCUAUUGAGGAUAAGCGGAACGGAAGAUGAAUGAAUAAAUAUAUUGAUGUUAUUAUUUGUCUUUUGCAGCACCGCGAGCCCUUGAGUUCCGUAAUUUCAACCCUCUGUAUGUGUUAUGCAUAUUGAAGAAUUGACAGCACAAGUACCUUGUAACCUUAUUACGUGUUCAGUGAUAUCAAUUUAAAAUAAUGCACACAUCCACACAGGACGCCGCGUCUGAACCUGAAAUGAAUUAGUACGUCACUGCACACAUCACUCCGGAACGUGGGCAGGUUAAAAGCAUAGUAUUUUUGUUAAUAAAUAUUUAUGAUAUAAGAUAAGAUACCCUUUAUGAGUCUCACAGUGGGGACAUUUGCAUUGUUUCGGCAGCAGCUAUAUAUCGGAAAUGUAAAUAUGUAAAAUAAAUAGCAUGCAAGAGAAAACAUAUUUAUGUUUCUUCUUCUUACAUGUACUUCUAGAAGUACAUUGCACAAGAUAGAGACCAAAACUAUUGUCCAUACAGAAACUAUCCGAUUCAGUCUAUCAGCAAUGUUAUUUGUUUGUUUGCAAAAUAGAGUGCUGAGUUUUCAUUUUGACGUUUGAGAUCUGAUUCAUCUGCUUUUAUUGAUUUUUUGAUUUGUUUAUUUUGUUACCAGGGUUGAAAACAGAAUUGGCAAAGGUGGAUAAAUCCAUAAAUGCAAAAUCUCAAAGUCUCACAUACUGGUACUUUGACUCGGGCUGCAACUGCGUCCACCAUUACAAAGUUGAUGUAAUAAAAACUUUAAAAUGCCAAAUUCUGAACGAUUACGAUUAUGCCUGUUGCAUGGACAUGUUCUUGACACAAUUUUGAAAAGAUGGAAAUUCAGACAAAUUUGGACAAAUUGUUCUGGAAGUGAAUUUUUAUUGGUUGGCAGCUCUGUAAUGGGUUUAUUUUAGUCUUGCAAAUUUUGUAUUUGGGCUUGAAUAAAGGCUUGUUUACUGUUUCAAGGUGUUAAUGUCAACAGUACAUUGCAUUAGCAUAUUACUGGCAUGUAUGUCACCACUUCUAAAUACACAUUCAAAAUCUAAUUAGUGAGCCCUGUCACCUUGAAUUAGCAUAUCAUUAAAUGAGGUCCACUAGAGCACAAUUGCUCAACGGAGGUGGAUGUCUUGCUGUUUGGAGCUGAAGCUUGUGUGCACGCUGUGGUCGUGUUCUCUCACCUUUGGACGGUCUCGUACAUGUCCAUACUGACAUUGUUUAUUCAGCUUUUGGAUUACAGUCGUGGGAACUGUGCGGGAGACGGUGAGGUCUUGGUGGUAUCAGCUGGCUGCGCGCAGUUGACCACACAACGCACCCUCAUCGGCACACACACAUUGCGCCGAGGAAUGCUGCGCACAAUCGACCUUAUCAGGUGUUUUGUCUGAGGGACAUCCGAAGAGGGCUUGGUGUUCCAACUAAUAGACAAUGUGGAAAUACAUACCUCUUUUUUUUCACUACUCAUCCCUGUCUCAUCCUGUAUGUAUCCCCUCCCUCUCCUCUUCUUUGCAGCAUGUCAAAUGUUUUGGGGCAUCCCUGCUUAACUUACCUGACUGGUAGAAUGUCUCCGGUUUGAGAGCGCAGAGCGCUACCACUGAUACUAAAAUUCUGGGCCGCCGACACAGCUCAGCAUCAAUGUAUGUUGAUGUACCUUGCAUCACUGCAUGAGCCACAACACAACAUAAUUAACAAUGUACAUUUUUUUUGUCAUUACCUGAGUUUACUCCGAUGACUUGCACUGAAGUGAAUCAGCCAGGGAUGCGUAGUCAGUGUCGUAUUUUCCAUGCACAGUUCUAAAAUGCCGCUCCACAUUUCCGUUCUUUGGUAAUGCGAUGGCAGACUGGCAGAUGAGGCAUACACAUUUCGAAAAUGUCAUCGUGAAAAAAACAUACUCCUCGUCCCAUUCCGUAUGAAAGUGGUAAGUUGUUGUCUUCUUACUUGCUCCAGCUCCUCCACUCAUUUUUAUACCCUUUGUUCAGUUUAAGAGAAAACACCGAGAGAUAAAAAUUGGAGGUAACUCACUGACUAGCUUGUUAGUUUUGACGCACUUGGCGUUUUGACACACUUGGCGCCGUUGCAUCUGCAGUUACCUUUUAGCGGCGUUGUUUGCGCAUGUGCGUGACCUAAGUGUCAGGAAAAUUCAGAUAUCAUCGAUUAUAUAUGUAUAUCAUUCAAGCAACGGGAUGGAUGAUAGGCCGAUGUCUUUUUUUUUUUUUUUA